AUGGAAACCUUGGGUGCUUUCAUUGUUGAAGUUGGUAGAUGUUUAGCCAACACCGUGUUGUCACUGUUUGCCACCCUGAAAAAUUUCCAGAAAAACAUCCAAACUUUGAGGGAGGAACUACAAAAGCUCAUCUGCCGAGAAAAUGAUAUAACAGAAGAUAUUGAUAUAGCAAAGAUAGAAGGUAAGCACCCCCCAGGGCAAGUUAAGGAGUGGCUUAAAAUGGUUGACAAGAUCAAGCAAGAGGUUGAGGAGAUUGAACAAAAAGCUCGGCUACUUUUGGAGGCAGAUCCCCUUGAUGCUUCCAUUGACCAGGGGUGUUUUCUUGAUUCUAACAUGCGCCAGAAGUACCAGCUUAGCAAAAGUGCAGCAAAGAAGUGUGAUGAGGUGAAACAACUAAUCAAGGAAUCAUGUGAUCUUCCACCUAUGGAAGAUAGGAAGCUAAGUGAUAUACGUGUUGAACAUAUUCCGGCACCUUCUCUUGUUGGUCAGAAAGCCCCAGAGAAGCUAAAUCAGCUUAUGGAACUUUUGGCUGAUAAAGGAAUCACAAGGAUUGCGGUUUAUGGAAUGGGAGGUUCUGGGAAAACUACACUAGUAAAAACCUUGAACAAUCGGCUUGAGUCUUCUGCCUCAGAGUUCUUUGAUAUGGUCAUCUGGGUCCCUGUGUCGAAUGACCUUGAUAUGAAAAAGGUUCAAUCUCGAGUUGCUGAGAGAUUGAAUUUAGCACUGAAUGCAGAAGAGAGCACAGAGCGAAGGGCUGGUAAACUACAUCGAGUAUUGAAGUCAGGAAAAAGGUUCCUGCUCAUUCUUGAUGAUGUUUGGGAGAAAAUUGAUCUGGACAUCGUGGGGAUACCACAAGGUGAUGACCAAGCAAAUUGUAAGAUCAUUUUGACAACUCGAUCACUUGGCGUGUGUAGGGAAAUGAUGACUGAUAAAGAAAUAAGGAUGGAACUUCUGAAUGAAGAAGAGGCUUGGAAUUUAUUUGCACAAAAUGCAGGAAACGUAGUGGAGUCAGAAGACAUAAAUCCUCUAGCAAGAGAAAUUGCAAGGGAAUGUGGUGGUUUACCUCUGGCAAUCGAGACGAUGGGGAAGUCCAUGAGGGACAAAACAAUGAUUCAGCUAUGGCAGAAUGCACUCUGGCAACUGAAGCAUUCAGAACCACAUUACGGGAGCUUCGACAAGGUAUAUCUGCGAUUGAAACUGAGUUAUAAUUCACUGCCAAGUAAGAUUUUUAAGUGGUGCUUCUUAUCUUGUUCGUUGUACCCAGAAAAUUUCUUAAUUAAAACAAGGGAACUAAUAUAUUGCUGGAUGGCCGAAGGAUUGAUCGGUGAACGUCAAACUUUAGAGGAGUCAUUCAAUGAUGGGAUUGCAAAACUUGAAUAUUUGAAGGAUUCUUGCAUGUUAGAACAGGGUGAAGGUAUUGGCACUGUAAAGAUGCACAGUGUAUUGAGGGAAGUAGCCAUAUGGAUAUCCUCAAAUGAGAAAGAAACUGGGUUUUUCAGCAGUUCAUUGCAAGGAAUGCUAGAAAAGCUUCAAACAUCCUUCAGAAGAGUUUCAUUUAUGAAUAAAUCUAUAACGAGUUUGCCAACUCGGUUGCUGGGGGCCUCAAAUCUAACUGUGCUGUUCCUUCAAUGUAAUCCUCUAAAUAAAAUCCCCGACGGUUUCUUUCGAGAGGUUAGAGUACUAAAAUUCUUGAAUUUAAGUAGCACUCAAAUAACUUCCUUGCCUUCUUCUCUUCUUCAUCUAAGGGAGCUACACACUCUUCUCUUAAGAGACUGUCGUUCUCUAGAAAAUCUACCCCCACUUGGAGGUCUUUAUAAACUCCAAGUGCUUGAUCUCUGUGGCACUCGAAUAAGAGAACUUCCAAAGGAUAUGGGAAAGUUAAUUCAUCUGAGAGAUCUAAACUUGUCACGCACACACCACUUAGAAAUCAUCAUGGAGGGAAGCAUAUCAGGAUUAUCUAGUCUUGAGGUCUUAGACAUGUCUUUCAGUGCUUAUAAGUGGGAUGUGAAACGCAAUGUAGAAGGAGCGGCAUUUGAUGAAUUAUUAUCAUUGCGUCAACUUUCAGUUCUUCAUAUAAGGCUAGACACAGUUGAUUGUGUUGCCUUGGACUAUGCUGGCCCAUGGUUUGGGAGAUUGAAGGAGUACACCAUACGGAUUGGUACAAGGAGCUGCGAUACGAAUUUACCAACUCAACAUGAUGAGAAAAGAGUCAUCCUUAGAGGGGUUGACCUCUUGAAACGAGGCCUCGAGGAGCUACUGUGCAGUGCUAGUGCCCUGGACCUUGUCUCGUGUGGAGGUAUGAGUAGUUUGUCUGAUAUAGUUGCCAGAAAGAGUUCAUGUGGCCUGCCAAACUUGAAGUCACUCACCAUAUCAAAUUGUGGCUGCAUAACUAGUUUGUUAAUUGGCGAACAAAAUCUUAGGAGCACAUUAACAAAUCUGGAGCAUUUAACUCUCAGUCGCCUAGACAACUUAGCAACCAUGGUGGAUGGAAUAGUUCGCAGAGGAUGCCUUGGAAACUUAAAGACCAUUAAAGUGGUGGGAUGUGGAAGGCUAAAGAAACUCAUAUCCUUUGCUUUACUUCGGCUGGUUCAAAACAUCGAAGAAAUAAAGGUAAGUGACUGCAGGAGGAUGAAGCAAUUGAUCGCAGAAAAUUACUACGAAACGCUUCCAAAGCUGAAAACCAUAGAACUCAGGGAUAUGGAAACUUUGAGGACCGUUUGUUCAAGGGAAAUGGAAGGAUCAGCUUUGGAGAGGAUUGAGGUGAGCAAUUGCCCCAGGCUAGGGAAGCUUCCCUUCACAGCAUGCGAUGCGCUAACUAUUAAACAAAUUAGAGGAGAUUUAAAUUGGUGGAAUAGUCUUCGAUGGCGAAAUGAUGCAGAUAAGAUCAGUCUUCAGCAACGAUUCCAAGCAACAGAGGAUUAG
This is a messenger RNA of Prunus dulcis (almond), 2922 nucleotides long. Its product is annotated as disease resistance protein At4g27190-like. NCBI's taxonomy places the organism in Eukaryota, Viridiplantae, Streptophyta, Magnoliopsida, Rosales, Rosaceae. Gene Ontology annotation, molecular function: ATP hydrolysis activity; protein binding; ADP binding. The coding region runs from base 1 to 2922 and encodes 973 amino acids. The transcript is spliced from 2 exons. The record is from RefSeq and is a predicted model, not a curated record.